This is a messenger RNA of Triticum aestivum (bread wheat), 956 nucleotides long. RefSeq lists its product as uncharacterized. Bases 297 to 887 code for a protein of 196 amino acids. The transcript has 2 exons. Lineage: Eukaryota; Viridiplantae; Streptophyta; Magnoliopsida; Poales; Poaceae. The record is from RefSeq and is a predicted model, not a curated record.
AAUAGUUUGGUGGUAAACGUUUGGAGCCGGCAGUCCGGCCGAAUUUUCGGCCGGUUCCCACGCCACGCUGGCUCACGCGCCCGUGAAACAACCGUCUCGCGCGAGACGAGUGUACACAUGGUAGGGCCCACGCACGAAACAACUCACCGCUGGCCACACAAACCUUAUCCUCAUCCCGUGAGUAUCUAAUCCAGUUCAUCCCCGCCGCCGUCCCCUCUCUGAGUCCAAAAUACAAGCACCGGCGACUGCACUUUUGAGGACGCCAGAGCUGAUGCAAGCGGCAGUUGCGUCCAUGGAUGUGGAACUGCAUCCUCUUCUCCCCCGACGGCUGGAGCGGCGAGCGGCAACCAUGGAUGGCAGGAGCUGCAACCCGCUUUCGUGGGAGCUACAACCGGCGUCCAUGGGAGCUGCAGCCGAAACGCGAGCUGCAACCAUGGAUGGCGGGGAGCUGCAAUCGGGCCUCCGGGGGAGCUGCAUGCGGUGAACGGCUCGACGGCGGCGUCCUAUUUUUGCUACAACCUCUGUACUCUUUUCUACGCCCGUCGAGGAUUUUGGCUACAUCCUUUUUUCACCGUGGACCUGCAGGCUCGACGGCGAUUAGCGGCGGGUGGGGGUGGCUGGCAAGCACGGGCGGCACGGGGUUGACCGGCGAGCACCGGGGCGAGCACGGGCGGCACGGGUGGCCGGCGAGUCAGGCGCGAGCGCAGGCGGCUCAGGUGUGGCCGGCAAGCACGGGCGAAGAGAGCAUGGAAGGUCCGAUCCAACAGCUGUAUAUACGCGAAUCGGACGGCUGCGCGCUGACCGGCCCAAAUUUGGGCCGGUGCGCCGGCGCCUAUCGGUGCCCUGGUUUGGUUGCUUUCCGUUGCAUAAUAGAAAAAAUAAAAUAAAGAGUAAAUAAGAAAACAGAAUAAUGCCGGUUUAGUUGUAUCGUUCUUUCUUCCUCCAGAAGAAAAAGG